AUGCUGCCCUCUAAGUUCCCACAAAUCCAACCAGGCGGCUCCUUGAUCGUCGCAUGGCAAGUCAAGAACAAGCACAUCCUAGUGGUUGGCGGCGGUGAGGUAGCUGCCGGCCGCAUAGUGCAUGCGCUCAACGCCGAUGCAAAGGUAACCGUUAUCAGCCCGUCCUCAGGCCUCAACGACGAAGUCUCCUACCGCGUCGCCUCGAAACAAGUCUCCCAUGUUGACCGCAAAUUCGAGCCGCGCGACCUCGACAUCGCCGGUGAUAGCGGAGUAGGGGUGGUAGACAUGGUGUUCGUUGCCAUCGAUGACCCAGAGGAGUCAACGCAGAUCUGGAAGCUAUGCAAGCAGCGCCGGAUUCCAGCGAAUAUAGCUGAUGUGCCAUCAGAGUGUGAUUUCUACUUUGGAAGUGUGCACCGCGAUGGGCCCUUGCAGAUCAUGGUGAGUACGAAUGGGAAUGGGCCGAAGUUGGCCAGUAUGGUUCGGAAGGAAAUUGCGAGCACGUUGCCCGGAAACACUGGGGCGGCGAUUGAGAACGUGGGCAGCUUGAGGAGGAGACUUAGAGAAAUCGCUUCUUCGCAUCAUGAUGGACCCAAGAGAAUGAAAUGGAUAUCUCGGAUAUGCGACAUGUGGAGCUUGGAAGAGCUUGUGGAGAUGGAUGAGGAUGAUAUCGAGACCCUCCUUGGUUACUAUCUCUCCGACAAGGUGCCGACAUUCGAACAAGUGCGUCUGGGAGAAGACGCAGACUGGAUUGGUUUUGACGGAAGUAUGGGCUUUAGCUGUUGA
This is a messenger RNA of Histoplasma mississippiense, 783 nucleotides long. RefSeq lists its product as hypothetical. Gene Ontology annotation, molecular function: precorrin-2 dehydrogenase activity; protoporphyrin ferrochelatase activity. The transcript has 3 exons. Lineage: Eukaryota; Fungi; Ascomycota; Eurotiomycetes; Onygenales; Ajellomycetaceae. The record is from RefSeq and is a predicted model, not a curated record. Gene Ontology annotation, biological process: siroheme biosynthetic process. The coding region runs from base 1 to 783 and encodes 260 amino acids.